Molecule: messenger RNA, 2017 nt
Organism: Ceutorhynchus assimilis (cabbage seed weevil)
Lineage: Eukaryota; Metazoa; Arthropoda; Insecta; Coleoptera; Curculionidae
Source: the annotation of a GenBank genome assembly
AUAUAAUAUGUUCAAAAGUACCUAAAAAUAUGGCAUGAAAAAUGUUGAAAUUUUUGUGUGUUCUGGUAGGCAUAAUUGCCUUUACAAAUGGAUCAAAUUCCGAUCUUCCCGCUGUGACUCAAAUAACUGAACCGGUUGACUUGGCGGAAGGCCCAAUUUGGGACGGACGUAAAAACAUCUUAUUCUACGUUGACAUUCUUACUGGAAGAGUUUUCAGCUACAAUUACAACACCAGAGAAGUCAAUCAUGUAACUUUGAAUGGAGAAGUCACUCCGGUGAUACUGACACUUGAUGAAAAUUUAUUGCUAGUUGGAUUGAAUAGGGAUUUGGUUGCUUUAGAAUGGGAUGGAACCAAUGAACUAGUGCAAACAAAAGUAAUUUCAACUGUAUCCCAGCAAUUUCCGGGAAGCAGGUUUAAUGAUGGAAAAGCUGACAAAAAGGGAAGAUUAUGGAUAGGUACUGUGGGUCCUUGGGUCAACGGAGUACUUAGCCCGGACGAAGGAGUCUUUUACAAAGUUACCAAAGAGAAUUUGGAAAAUCCUUCUGUUGAAAUAGCUCCGGUUAAUAAUAGUAAUGGCUUAGCUUGGAAUGCAGCCAAUGAUCAGCUGUUUUAUAUCGAUACUAAUAGUAAUCAGGUUGCCGGCUAUGAUUUUGAUUUGGAAAAAUGUUCAAUUUCAAACCAUCGUGUAGUGUUUGAUUUAAAAUAUCAUCCAGAACUCGCUGGUAGUCCUGAUGGAAUGGCUAUCGAUGAAAAUGAUAACUUGUGGGUCGCCCUUUAUGGUGGAGGUUGUGUAAUUCAAGUCAAUCCAACUAGCGGAGAACUUUUACAGACAAUAGCUAUCCCAGCAAGAGAUGUUUCAUCAGUAAUGUGGGGUGGUCCUAACUUAGACAUUCUAUUUGUGACUACUUCUAGAAUAUCAUUGAGUGAAGAAGAAAAAUUGAAAUCACCAGCUGCUGGAAGUGUUUUUGCUGUAACCAACCUUAAAACUAAAGGAAUACCUGUUUUUAAUGCUGAUAUUAUAUGAAAUAAACUAUAGGUACAAAUAAUUAUUUAAAACAAAAUAUAAACUAUAUUACAUUACUUAUAAAUAACAUAAGAGAUCUUUGAUCGAUGCUCCAAAAAAAAAUGGCACACAUUUUUGUUCAAACUUCUGUAGAUUUCCAAUCAUUCACAUAAUUAUUGGCACUAUUUUUACUAGUACUAUUUACAAGGUCUUUGUACUGAGGCAACUUGACGUAAUUAUCUGGCACUUCUGGACUAGUCAUUUGAAGAUAAGUAGGAUUCGAAAUGCUAUUCGAUGGCGUUAUUGGAGUCAAGUAACCAGUUUCACUAUCCGAUGAUUCGUUAUUUGAAUUCAGCAUGGGUCUCAACUCUUGACCUAAAAUGUUGUCACCUAUAUAAAAACCAUAAUAUAGCAAAAUCAACAACAUUACCGGUUUUUAAAUCCUUAUUGCUUCUUUGAAAAUUGAAAACAUUUUCAGCAUUAUUUUUAUUAUUUGCCCCCAUAAAAAUGUAAGGUUUUGGAGAUUCAAAAAUUUCUGCGUUAACGUAAUGAGGCGCAGGAGUGGAAAGCACAUCAAAAGACGGAGGGCUUAACAUGCCUAAAUAAUCAUUUUCCACAUUAUCAAUGUUCAUUUUUCUAAAAGGGUCAUUCAAAUCAACAUAAUGCUUUCGUACACUGUCUUCUAAAUGGGCCCCAAUAGUUUCGGCUAACUUCGUAAAAGAUGGCCUGGAUAAUGGCUUUAUGUUCCAACAAUCUAACAUAAUUUUGUACAUUUCUGAUGGCGCGUAAAUAGGAGAUUCCAUUCUGAAUCCUUCGACGAGUUUAUGGUAUAAGCGUUCGUCGACUUCCAUGCCUGGAUAUGGGGUUCUAGCUAAAGAGAAAAAUUCCCAUAGGACUAUGCCGUAGGACCAUACGUCGGAUUGUGUGGAGAAUACUCGGUCUCUUAUGGAUUCUAUUGCCAUCCAUUUUACUGGCAAAGGAUUCUGGAAAAAAAAAUUAAUUUGUAUUACUCU